UGUUUUCAUCCUUAUUAACAAAAACUGAUUUCACCCAUGGCCCAACGCUCCUCUCAACCGCCACUCUUUUGUGUAGUGUGCUCCAUAACCACGCCGAGGAAGUGUUGUUAGCCCUGACUGCACAAUUUGCUUGUCUGUCUGAAUUUGUGGAGUUCACUUCAUCACUGAUCGGAGCUGGGGUCUUGUAGCCUUAGCUUCGAAUGUUGAGUUGAUUAGAUUGAGGGUUGAAUGAGAAUGGAGCACUGGCAAGCGUGAGGGGACUCGACUGGGGGUGUUUUCCAAGCACAAUGAAGCACUGUGGGCUUACAAGUGAUGGGAGUUUUGUCUUCUCGUUGCAAUCUGGGAAUUCGAGAGAGCAAUGCGGUCCAUGAGUACCCGGGAUUAUGCUACCUUAUGUAGUAGCUUUCUGCUAUUUCCUUGACUUCUCUCAGUGAAAUCACUUGAGGGUUCAAGAUUUUGGGGUUUGGCACCAGCGAGUACAGGAUUGUAGGGAGGUUUGCGCGGAUGCUAGACGAAGCAAAAAUGUUUUUAUAAGUACAGAGUAGCCGAAAGUUCGUAAUAGGCUGGUUAGUUGUUUCACUGGCUGUAGAAGAUUUUUACAAUGAUUUUAAGCUGAUACCAGUCGAUCGUGAUAUUAGAUGCCAUGUAGUAGGGAUUUAGAUCAAAGUAUCUGCUGUAAGUAACGGAGCACAAGGGGUUUACAGGUAGAGAAGAUGAUGGUUAAAUCCAGCCGGAAGCCCGCUUGUUGGGUUUUGUUCGGCCUCUUCAUAGCAUUUAUACUUGCCCUCCCAGCUUACAUCUCCCCAGAUUCUAUGAUCCAGAAUGGACACAUGAAUGACAAGACAUUCAAUUGGUUCCGAUGGUCACCUAGGAGUAAAUUGGAUGAUUCUACGGGUAGCUACUCUUGUCCUCUCAAAAUAUACAUGUAUGAACUUCCACGCAAAUUCAACAUGGGUAUGCUCAAGAAGGACAAGAAUCAAGAGAUUCCCUGGACAAACCACGUUGCACCUCCAUGGAAACAGAAAUUCGAGGUCAACAAACAGCACAGCGUCGAAUACUGGUUGAUGGUUUACUUAUUGGAUGGUUGGGACCGCAAGGAUGGGAAAACGGCGGCUGUUAGAGUAAUAGAUCCAGAACAAGCGGACGUGUUCUUUGUGCCGUUUUUCUCAGCUCUAUCUUUUAAUAGCCAUGGCCAUGGUAUGAGUGAAGGGGCAGCGGCCGACAAACGGCUUCAAGCAGGUUUAGUGGAUAUAUUAUCUAAAUCCAAAUGGUGGCAGGCAUCACAAGGUCGUGACCAUAUCCUUGUUGCUCAUCAUCCCAAUGCUUUGAGGCAUUAUCGAGACAUGCUUAACCAAUCGAUCUUCAUAGUUGCUGAUUUUGGGAGGUACGACAAAACUGUAGCUCGAUUAAGCAAGGACGUUGUAGCACCUUAUGUACAUGUUUUACCUUCAUACGACCAAGAUAAUCCCGCGGACCCAUUUUCAUUGCGCAAGACGCUCCUAUUCUUUCAAGGAAGAAUUCACCGCAAAGGUGAUGGGAUUGUUAGGACCAAGCUGGCAGAGUUGCUGGCGAAUAAUUCCGACGUUCACUAUGUUGAUAGCUUGGCCUCUGCAGAAGCGAUUGCAACGUCGACCGCAGGUAUGCGGACUUCACGCUUUUGCCUUCAUCCAGCUGGAGAUACACCGUCAAGUUGCCGGCUAUUCGACGCCAUCGUCAGUCAUUGUGUGCCUGUCAUAAUUAGUGAUAGAAUUGAGCUACCGUUUGAAGACGAUCUCAAUUACAAAGAUUUUUCUAUAUUCUUCUCGUCCGAAGAGUCAGUAAAACCGGGUCACUUGCUGCGCACAUUGAGGAGUAUCACGAGGGAGAGAUGGUUGCGAAUGUGGAACGCGUUGAAGACCGUCUCCCACCACUUCGAGUACCAGCAUCCACCCAAGAAGGACGAUGCAGUUAAUAUGAUCUUCAAACAGGUACAACACAAAGUACCUGCUCUGAAACUUGCUAUCCACCGGUCCCAGAGGCUUAGAAUUCCUGAUUGGGUGUGAAGUUGAUUCUGAGUGGCUUUAUUCAGAGGGUAAGUGGAGCUCAGAGCAAUCAGAUGCUCACAUUGAACUUGUGAGCCAUUUGCACAGUUCAUUCCAGAGCUAACAAUGCCAUGUGCAGUUGCCCACAGUUGACUCUUUUACAUACAUGAUUCAGUAAAUUGCAACUAGUGGCGAGCAUUGCUGCUCCCUAGGUGUUGAACGGUUGCAGUAAACCUGUUGAGCGAACACAUCUCAAGUGGCAACGCACAUGGCUCGGUCCCCACCUUCCGUACA
Messenger RNA from Physcomitrium patens, 2315 nucleotides. The record is from RefSeq and is a predicted model, not a curated record. Lineage: Eukaryota; Viridiplantae; Streptophyta; Bryopsida; Funariales; Funariaceae.